AUGGAAGGCCAAGCAUCCUCUGUUCCUAUGCGAGGAGAGGUGGAGACGACUCGCCCCUUCCGGUCGGUGAAGGAUGCUGUCGCAGUUCUCGACGAGCGCUUUCUUUCCGGCCAUGCUCGAUCUCCGAAGGCCAACACACGACCAAUAAGAUCACAUCCAGCGCCAAAGGCAGUCUUCUCGGCCUCCACUUCGCCACCUUCCUACACCUCUUCUGCAGCGCUCUCAGUGUUCAGCUCUCUGAGAAACGUGGAGGCAGAACUAGAGAAGAUGAAGCGAGAACUGAUGCUCCUGAAGGAGAGAGAAUCCGACACGGCAAGAACAAUUGCCACUCUCAAUUUCCAGUUCCGUAAAAGCAUGUGUAAAGCGGCGGAGAUCGACGCAGUCGCCAACGCAGCAGAGAGCAGUGUGUCAAUGGAACUGCCUAAUAAAACUCGGAGCGAGCCAUGGCGAGAUGACCGACCAAGAAACGUCGAGAAGGAAAAUGACUUCGGUGGGAGGAGAAGGAUCAAAUUGCACAAGAGGAAGCCUGUCAUUCCACUGAUCGGAGAUCUUCUCUCCGGGAAAACAGAAUCCACUGAUCUCAACAUCUCUCUCUACCCUCGUUCCACAAUCUACAGCUUCAGCUAGU
This is a messenger RNA of Musa acuminata AAA Group (dessert banana), 628 nucleotides long. RefSeq lists its product as uncharacterized. Lineage: Eukaryota; Viridiplantae; Streptophyta; Magnoliopsida; Zingiberales; Musaceae. The transcript has a single exon. The coding region runs from base 1 to 627 and encodes 208 amino acids. The record is from RefSeq and is a predicted model, not a curated record.